This is a messenger RNA of Thecamonas trahens ATCC 50062, 932 nucleotides long. RefSeq lists its product as uncharacterized. Bases 37 to 840 code for a protein of 267 amino acids. The transcript has a single exon. Lineage: Eukaryota; Apusomonadida; Apusomonadidae. The record is from RefSeq and is a predicted model, not a curated record.
CACUCCACCACUGCCGGCUCAACAGCAGCAGACGCGAUGGAAGUACUGUGGGAGCUUGUCAAGCCCAUGCCGUCGAACAUGGGCACGCCCAAUGUGACGGACGACGUCCUGCUCGGCUUGGCCUUUAUGGUUGUCAUUGCCUUUGCCGACUUUGUCCUCCUCCGCAACGUCUUCAAGUUUAUGGUCGACGACAAGAACGGGCGGUACUUUACCCUCCAUGUGGCCAUCAACGCGUAUGUGGUCCUUGUUCACUUUGAUGAUGUUUACUACGCCAUCACCGAUCCAUGGGGCUCGGUCUUUUGGCCUUGCGACAACCGCGGCAUCAUCGCCAUCGCCGCCCUCCAUCUCUACCACAUCGGCUUCUACCAGCCGCUGCCGGCCGUCGACUGGGUCCACCACAUCAUCAUGAUCAUCAUCCUGCUCCCCACGGCCUAUCUGCUGCAGCCUGGCCCCAUGCUCGGCGAGGGUGCGUUCUGGGCCUCGGGCCUCCCUGGCGGCAUCGACUACCUCAUGCUCGUCCUCGUCAAGGCCGGCAAGAUGAACUCGCUCACCGAAAAGUCGUGGAACACCACCAUCCAGACCUGGAUCCGCAUGCCCGGCUGCCUCUACCAUGCCUUUGUCUCCUGGGCCGCCCUCAUGCGCCUUGUAGGCAUGCCGUACGAUCCCGCCUCGCCUCGCCUCCCCUACGCCCUCCUCCCCGACCACAUGCUGCCCAUCACCAUCUGCCUCAUGAUCACCGUCGUCGGCUUCUUCUGGAACGGGCCGUACUUUGCCGCCCGCGUCGUCGCCUCGCACGCCGUCCACACCGAGCGCAAGAAGCUGGCCGCCAAGGCCAAGUGAUGGUCUUGCCGCUGCCGGUUGCCGAAUCGUGAUGUGGCGGACACAUGCCAUGCCCAUGGUCUCCACUACAACUAAACCACCCUGGCUGUCAU